CGACAACACUGUCAUUGUAGAAAGUGUCGUUGAAGUGAUAAUAUUGUUUCAUUUUUGAUAUAACUUGCAAUCGCAUUGAGACUAAACAAUGAAAAUUUGUGUGAUUGGUGCCGGUGUCGUCGGUCUGAACACAUCGAUUGCAUUGCUAAAGGAGUAUCCGAAUGCGGACAUUACCAUUUUGGCUGAUAAAUUUACAACGGAAACGGUCAGCGAUGUAGCUGCCGGUUUAUUUCGUCCUAGUUCCAGUUUUUCUGGUCCAACUGAUGAGAUUACAAGAACAUGGAUAAACGAUUCAUUUUCGUACUGGGACGAUCUAAGAAAAUCAUCUAACGGUUCUUUAGCUGGCGUGACCCAAAUUUCAUCCUACAUAUUUUCCAGUUCAUCGCCAAACAUUGUGCGGAAUCAUUACCUCGAAAAAUUAGUACCACUGUACCGUCCGGCAACACCCGAAGAACUGAAAAUUUGUCCCGGUGAUUGGAAAUAUGGAUCGUUUUAUACCACCGUGCUAACCGAAUGUCGGAUCUAUCAACCGUGGGCAACGAAUCGUUUCAAGGAACUCGGCGGCAAAAUUAUUUCGCAGCACAUCGAUAGUCUGAGAGAACUGACUGGGAAAUACGAUGUGGUGGUAAAUUGCUCUGGAUUCGGAGCAAAGCACUUGUGUUCCGACCACAAACUCGUACCGAUUCGUGGACAAAUAAUCAAAGUGAAAGCGCCAUGGUUAAAAACGGCAUUUUUCGGUGACUAUGACACGUACAUCAUACCCGGUUUCAACGGAACUGUGACGCUUGGCGGUACACGACAGUACGACAGCUACAAUCUCAACUUGGACAAAUACGAUUCGCUGUCAAUCCGAGAACGAUGUGAAAAAUUGGUUCCCAGCCUUGUUAAUGCACCGGUGGUGCGUGAAGCAGUUGGACUUCGACCGCACAGAGAUCCGGUUAGAGUUGACAUCGAACUGUUGAAUGGUGCAAAUGGUCAGUUGAAAGUGAUUCACAAUUAUGGUCAUGGAGGAUUCGGGGUGACAACAAGUCCAGGAACAGCAUUGAACGUGGUUAAAUUAAUGAAGGAUAUUCAUUCGUUCAGUGGCAGCAAGUUGUGAAAGGUUGUGCCAAUUUUGAUGGAAAUAAAGAAAAAAAUAUUGCAAUUGA
Messenger RNA from Bradysia coprophila, 1148 nucleotides. It is a transcript of the gene Daao1, whose product is annotated as D-amino acid oxidase 1. The record is from RefSeq and is a predicted model, not a curated record. Gene Ontology annotation, biological process: D-amino acid catabolic process. Gene Ontology annotation, cellular component: cytoplasm. Gene Ontology annotation, molecular function: D-amino-acid oxidase activity; FAD binding. Lineage: Eukaryota; Metazoa; Arthropoda; Insecta; Diptera; Sciaridae.